Molecule: messenger RNA, 846 nt
Organism: Symbiodinium natans
Lineage: Eukaryota; Dinophyceae; Suessiales; Symbiodiniaceae
Source: the annotation of a GenBank genome assembly
AUGACGUCCAUUCGUCUCUUCUUGGAGGAUGGCGAGGGCACUGCGCUGACGGGCUUCACAUGGGGAAAGCAGACAGACGACUUGGUCUUGUGUAUCGCGGGAGGCGGUGGUCUUGUGAUGCCUCGAUACGGAGACUUUGCUGACCGGCUUGCUGCCAGAGGAUUCUUUGUUGUUGCUUUGAACACCAGAGGCUACGGAGGAGGGGCCGGAAGCAUGGAAAAUGUCGGUAUGGAGAGUAACGCACUGGAUGUUGUUAACGCUCUGAGACAGCUGGGAAAAGAGCGGGCCCACUUGGUGGGAUGGGCGGGUGGCAACAGGGUGAUGCGGCUGGUCGCUGCACGAUACGGACCGCUUGUGAGGAGUGUGGUGCUCCUUGCAGCAGGAGGGCUGCACGGGCCGACUGUCGACGCAGAGACACUCCGUCGAGCAGGCGAGGCGACAUCACCUCAGGCUUCCAUGAGCGAGGAGGAGCGCGUGCGCCUCGUGAAGGCGUGCAUGUUCGCACCGGCGACAGGCGACGCGCGUGUGCGUGACUUCGUGGAGUCGGUGCUGCAGGCCCAGGCCGCGGGGAUGAUUCCGUCUGUGACCGAACGUGCGAAGGCUCCAGACCGAGAUGUGUGGUGGGGGGGUGGCGAGGCUCCGCUGCUGGUAGUUCAAGGUCUGGAGGACAAAAUGGCCCCGGUGGAGAAUGGUCGUGAGCUGAAGAGACAGUUUGAGGACCGGGUGAGGCUUGUCGAGGUCGCGAAUGCUGGACACAUGCUUGCAUACGAGCAGCCACAGGAGUGUGUCGUGGCAGCUGUUGCGUUCUUCACUUCUGUCCAAGAGGAGGCUCUGCCUCUACCAUGA